ACCGAUCAAUCUCAGCGCUUUACGUUUGCAACAUACGCAGUUGAUCGCGAGAUUUUGCGGACGUUCGUUCGAUCGCUCGACUCGUCGCGUCCUUGUCUCCAAGUGCUCAUAUCCUCCUCGGAACCUUAACGGUUCUCGCGAUUAUUCGCGAGUAGCCAGUACAGAGCGCCGCCGUAGGUUGCACGGAUAAUCGUUGACAGCUCUUGGCACAGGUACAGAAAAAGAACCGCAAUAAUGACGGUCAUCACGAAAGCGAUCACCGAAAAGAAGGCCGACAAAAUGGAGCAGCCAUUGUUUGUUGAGGAAAACGCGGCGGUUAGUAUAUGUAUAUAUAACACCCUCGUCCAAUCAGCACGGCCAAAACCUGACGUAGGUGGUCACUACUUUGUCACUAGAAGAAGCAUCCAGCGUAUACAUGUGACAGCAACAUUCUUGCUCUUUCUCGUUGCACUGAUGAUACUGAUUAUUGGUGUGAUUGGCGGUCUCUACAUCUAUAAGCAAUAUGCGAGAACUCAGAUGCACAGAUUCCGUACCGGCUGGUACAGCAUUCCAUACGACAGUUCCAACAAAGCAUCUUAUGGCAGGGACGGAGUUCAUCAGGGAUUGUUGGCUGACUCUGAUCUAUUCAAAAGUCUUACCAGAGCCACUGAACAAGAAGCGAUGGACAUCGCGAGACACAUAGAUCAUGAUAUCAGAAAUUUCUUCAAUGAAAGAUUUGAGAUUGAUCUCGAGAACGAGCAUUAUGAAAAGAUCGAUGUGCCUGACUUCCGCGGUGGACGCCAGGGUCGCUUUAUACAUGAUUUCAAUAUUAAUAAAACAGGUAUCAUAGAUAUUGACGGCCAGUGCUGCUUUGUUAUGCCAUUGAAUCGUCAGCGUGUAUUGCCUCCUCGUAAUAUGUAUGAUCUCCUCAGGAAGAUGUAUGAUGGAUACUAUGAAGUGGAUACAGCAAUCGUACGUGAGACCAUGAAAGUGGUCACACCACCAAUCACCGAUCUUUCGGUCGUGGGGACGUACAUAGCGCGUGAAUGUCAAGACUUGCCUACCUAUAUGCUCAAGAAAGUGGAUUAUUCCGUUGUAAAACGUAGUGCAUCGAGCGGAGUGUUCGGGCAGUUUGCCGGCAACAGUAUUAUGGAAGUUGACAUCGUGAAUCUAGAAGACUUUGAGUGAAACUAAGAAAUUGUGCGAGGAGGAAUUUUCAAUUAUUCUAGAGUAUUAACCACCAGUAGAUCAAUGUAUAAAAAUUAUAUGCUGUCCAGCAAAGUUAGGUAAAUAUUCUACUUCGAACUUAGGAUAUCGUUAUCACACAUUUGGACACCGACUGAUUUUUCUGCCUUGACGUUCGCCCCUGAACUAUUAUGUUUCAGAUGUACUCCCACACACUUAUCGAGAUCAGCAUUAUGUCUUUCCAUUAUACUUUCCAUUAGCUCUAGAUCGUGAAAUUAUAUAGUACAAGUACAAUUUGUUAGUUGUUAAUGACCUGAUAGAGUCGUUUGAUGUAUCGAGGGAGUUCUUUGCAAUAUCAUAUGAGAGGCUAAACAGUGGAUGACUAAGUCACUGAAUCGAUACGAGAAACGUGGGAAAGCCGAUUAAGAUAGAAUUAUCGAGCUUGUUCGCAAGUUGACUCUUAAUAGAAGUAUUGAAAAUAUUUCUUCCAUAUUCUUCGAAUACGUUAUUCCGACAGUUAGCAAAAUGCGAUGUUAAUUGCACUAUAGUAAUGAAAUAUUUAUUACUAUUAUGGGUUUGGAAGCAGCUUGUUGACUGUUGUGUUAUGAAUAAUGUCCGUGUGAAUAAUCGAUGAAACCGACAAAAUAGCUGGACGCUAAGCCGUCGCGCUUACGAUGCGGUUUCAUAUGUGUGUUAUUAAUGAAAUUGUAAAAAUAUAUUCAUUUAUAUGAA
Dinoponera quadriceps is the source of this 1896-nucleotide messenger RNA. RefSeq names its product integral membrane protein 2C. Gene Ontology annotation, cellular component: extracellular exosome; plasma membrane; Golgi apparatus. Lineage: Eukaryota; Metazoa; Arthropoda; Insecta; Hymenoptera; Formicidae. The coding region runs from base 235 to 1167 and encodes 310 amino acids. The record is from RefSeq and is a predicted model, not a curated record. Gene Ontology annotation, molecular function: amyloid-beta binding. The transcript has 5 exons. Gene Ontology annotation, biological process: negative regulation of amyloid precursor protein biosynthetic process.